AGCCACAGUCUCCACAUAUGGCUAUAGCAGGCCUUUACUAAAUGCCAACUUUCUAUAGCUAUGAGAUUGCAUGUCAAAACAUCCUAUUGUUCGGUACAGGUAGCCUACCUACUACUCGAACAAAAGUUCCCAUCUUGGGCCUGUCUAUUUCGUAGUUUGACGAAAGUUGACGUUGAAGGCCUGCUAUAGCCAAUCGGACGCAGUGUAGGGGCGGGUCGUAAGCCCACCCAGCGAAUCACUUUAGUCUCUCCCACAUACAGCCAAUGAUAAUGUGUGACAUCAUCUGUAAAGGCAGGACCCCGAGCCGAUCUGGCCGGCCGAGCAACGGCUUCAAGUGAUGCGGUUGUGUCCCCAGGAACAGUGCUGGAGUUUGAAGCAAAUUUUGCACAGUGCCAAACGGUGGAAUGACAUUUUCAAGGUCUGUCACGUUGCCAUUGGGCCUGAAAAAACCUUUCCCCAUAAAAUUACACUGGGAAAGAGACGCAUGUAUGUCAGUGGAUCUUUUCUUUUUAGGUAAAUCAACUUCCCACGAACACAUGAAUAGCCCUUAUUUAAUCAUUAGGUCCUAAAAGUUGUAAAAUGCACUAAUAGCCAAAUCCAGUGUUAUUUUCCUUCCUCCGUUCAUGCGAAUGGGGCUGGACCAAGGGCUGGGUGGCGGGGUUAAAGGAAACGCUAGUGUGCUUGCUCUAUGGUCCCCAUGGAUCAAGGCCUUUUGAAUGUAGGCUGGGACACGGUCUUGAGCUGUGGUGUGCGAGACAUGCGCAGUGUAACUGGAGCUGGAUGUUUGAGGGUUACAAUAAAGGGAUGUUGUCUGCUCAGGUGCUCUUUGGUCUGACAGAACUUUUUGGGUACACUUGUGCGCCAGCUAGAGAGCCUUUCGACAAGUGCAGACCAUAUGUGACUGUGUUGUACCCUGUGAAGUCUUCUAUUUUAACUCUCACGUCAAUGGAUGUGGAAGUUAGUCAAAAGAUGCAGGUAUUUUUAUCUGAAUUCUUUACCUUUUUUGCUUCAUGCACAAAUGAGCAACUUUCUGAUGCUGUGUGCCCCUCUCUUUAUACAUCCAUGGUUAGCGUCCAUCAGCGUCCUUUGUGGAGCUACUAGCUUCAGACGGCUUAGGUGUGUGCAACACAGCACAGAGAGGCGACUAUUUCAAACAACAAUGGUGGCUCCUGAAGAGGUUAGCGUAGAUGCUGUGAUAGCAUCAGUUAUAUCAGAAUUGGAGAGUAUUUCAUUGAAAGAAGAGCAAAGAACGGUGCUGAAGGUUCUUCUCUAAAUGUAAAUGUAGGUUAACAUUUGUAUUAAAUAUUCCUAUUUUCAAUGCAAUCGUUAACUGCCAUAAACUUUCAAUAAACGCAAUAAACGCAUUUAUUUUCCUACCGUAAAUGUUCUGCGGAGGUUACAGGAUACUUGGCUGAACAAAGGUUUGAGAACCACUGAUGUCGAAGGCCCGUGAGUUAAAACCUGGUUUGAAUAGGGUCUAAAUGGGCCAACCUUCCUAAAUUCGACUGACUUUACAAAGGAUGGUCAAAAUAGAUGAAAAUACUAGAUAUUACAUCCCAUAUUGCAACCUACCACCAGUAGGCUAAACACCAAUGUCUAAGACACUUGACAAAGUGAAGAUUUUGACCGGAAAGACUUUUUAGCAAACCACUAUGACAUCAUCAAGGUUGUUUUGACCUGACAAUACUCUUUAUUAUUUCAGUUCAUUGUUGGCCUACAUUUAACUGAAUACCCUUGCUUCAUGAAGUUACAACAAACUAAUUGCUGACCAAUAUGUCAGUAUCAGUGACGGGGCUCUGGAUUGGUUAUUCUUAUCUGUCCAACAGGUCCUGCUCUGUUAGGCCUGGAGAUCUUCCUCUGGUGCUCUUGUCCUUUGUGGGGUCCCCUAUGGGUCUCUUCUGGGCCCUCCUUUUGUUUACUAUGAAGAAUUGAAGAUGAAGAACAUGAAGAGUUUCCUGUAGAUUACCCCUUCUGACCCAGCACAAGCAGCAUCAACACUAAACUGGUUGGGGCUCACCCAGCUGUAGAGAGACCCAGACCUCGGGACAUUCCUGAUGAAGAUGGAGUCAAUUAUCUUUUGGAGGGCUGUUUUCAUCUUCUACACGCUUCCCUCUGUCCAGUGUGCACAGAGUCAGCCCCAGAGAGCAGUGUUCCUGCCAGAGUUCGCCCUCUCACCACAGGGCAGCUUCAUGGAGGAUGCUACAGAAGAUCAGCUUCUAACCUACAAGUAUGACGACCAGGCCUCCAGGAUGACCCGCUCAGAUGAAGCCAGGGACAUUGGGUGGGAUGCCUGGGGCUCCUGGAGUGAGUGCUCUCGCACCUGUGGAGGAGGAGCUUCCUACUCUCUAAGACGCUGUCUCAAUGGAGGAAGCUGUGACGGCAAAAACAUCCGCUACAGAACAUGUAGCAACAUGGAUUGCCCAGCGGAGUCAGGUGAUUUCCGGGCCCAGCAGUGUUCAGCCCACAAUGACAUCAAGUACCAGGGUGUCGCCUAUGAGUGGUUUCCGUCCCCUUAUGACCCCUCAGCACCCUGUGCACUGCGCUGCCAGACUAAAGGGAGGAGUCUCACUGUUGAACUGGCUCCCAAGGUGCUGGAUGGGACACGAUGCCGGGCGGAUGCUUUUGACAUGUGCAUCAGUGGAGUGUGUCAGGAGGUGGGCUGUGAUCGCCAGCUAGCCAGUGGUGCCAGAGAGGAUAACUGCGGCGUCUGUGGCGGGGAUGGCUCCACAUGCCGGCUGGUACGAGGACAGGCCCUACCCCACCUUACACCAGAACAAUCUAUGAAGACAGUGCUGGAGAUGCCAUCAGGAAGCUGCCUUCUCAGACUCAAUACCAAAGGACCUGAUGUUAUAGUUAUUGAAGCCAUCUCUCUUAAGGGGAGAGUGGAGGAGACCAGUCUGGUGUCUACAGGCUCCUAUGUGAUAGGAAACACCUCCUUGGACUUCCAGAGAGGGACGGACAGGCAGACACUCAGGACACAUGGCCCACUCAAUGCUGAUUUCAUUAUCAAGAUGAAGUAUGGAGGCUCUAAGGAUACAGUUGUCCAGUUUCUCUUCUACCAGCCAAUCAGGUACCAGUGGAGAGAGACUGACUUCUUCCCCUGCUCGGUUACCUGUGGAGGAGGCUAUCAGCUGAACUCUGCAGAGUGCACAGACAUCAGAUCCAACCAGACCCUGCCCGAGCAUCAUUGUAACAGCUAUCCUGAAAACACCAAACCCACACCGAAACUCAAGGAGUGCAAUAUGGACCCCUGUCCAGAGAGUGAUGGAUUUAAAGAGGUGUUGCCAUAUGACCAUUUCCAACCUCUGCCUCGCUGGGAGCAGGGCCCCUGGACCCAGUGCUCGGUGUCCUGCGGUCAAGGUGGCGGGUGGCAGGUUCGCAGCAUGCUGUGCGUGGAGGAGGACACGCAGGGACAGUUCUCCCAGGUGGAGGAGUGGAAGUGCACCCACUCCCCUCGACCUAUCACCCAACAGAUUUGCAACACCUUUGCCUGCCCCCAGUGGGUGGCCAUGGAGUGGUCUCAGUGCACAGUGACGUGUGGUCAUGGCCUGCGUUACCGGGUGGUUCUGUGCAUUGACCAUCGUGGGCAGCACAUUGGAGGCUGUGAAGCGUCACUCAAACCUCAUGUUAAAGAAGACUGUCUGGUCCCUAUUGCCUGCCAUAAGCCCCGAGAAUCCCUGCCAGUGGAGGCCAAGGUGCCCUGGUUAAAACAAUCCCACGAACUGGAAGAACAGCGUACUGCUACAGAGGACCCCACAUUUGUACCCGGGCCCUGGUCAGCCUGCAGCAACACCUGUGGGCCUGGCAGGCAAAAUCGGGAGGUGAAGUGCCAGGUGCUACUCUCAUUCACCAAGACGGAGGUGGACCUUCCAGAGGAGGAGUGUGGUGAAGAAAGACCACAUCUGGAGAGGCCAUGCAACCAUGGGCCAUGUACCAAAGUUCCAGGCAUCUCUUCAGGCCUCCAGGAGCAUGAGUCCCUUAACAUGCAGACAAAGGAACUGUACAGCUGGGACUACAGGAGCUUCACUGUUUGCUCAGCCACAUGUGCUGCUGGGAAGCAGACAGCAGUUGUGAGGUGUGUUAACAGGAAGCAGGGUGAGGAAGUGGAAGACUCUCUGUGUGAUUCAUCCAGCAAGCCCCCAGUAAUGAUCCGCAUCUGUUACCCAGAGCCAUGCCCCCCAAGAUGGGAGGUGACAGCAUGGACCAGCUGCUCUGCAUCCUGCGGUGUUGGCAUCCAAACCAGGAGUGUGUUUUGCAUGCGUCUGUUGUCCGUUGACCAGCAGGAUAUUCUGACUGUGUCAGAGGACGAGUGCAGGGAAUUCAAGCCUGCCAUCCUGCAACCCUGCAACCAGGUGGACUGUCCUCCAGCCUGGGAGACAGAGCCUUGGCAACAGUGCUCCCAGUCCUGUGGUGGGGGUGUCCAAGUGCGGAAGGUCUACUGUCAGCAGCUCCUGUCCACAGGGGCCCAUAGAAGGCUUGGAGACAGGGCUUGCUGGGAGGGCAAACCUGCCACUAACAAGGGUUGCAGCAACAUUGACUGUCUGCCCUAUUUGUCAGGAGGAGAAUGGGGAAAGUGCUCCUUGUCCUGUGGUUUGGGGAUCCAGCGUAGGGAGCCACUGUGUCGCCAGUGGACAGCCAUGGGCAACCAGGUGACGCUGGCCAGGGAACUGUGCUCAGGGUUGCCCCCCCCACCACUCGUACGAACAUGCCGCAUGAUGGCCUGUCCCAAGACGAGACCCAAAGAAAACCAGAAGGUUCUGUUGAAGAACCAAGUUAGACAGACAGUGAGACGUCCACCAAAGGCCAGAGGCUAUGAGGAGGGGGUUAAACAGUGUCCACUGCUCAUGGAUUUGCACAAAAUCUACAUCCAAACUCGCAAGGAGAAGCGCCUCCACCUGACUGUUGGUGGCCAUGCUUACCUCCUACCCAACACCUCCCUAGUCAUCAAAUGCCCUAUCAGAAGGUUCCCCAAAGCCUACAUCCGAUGGCUGAAAGACGGACGCCCCCUCCCCAGCUCCAAACACCUGGGCAUCACCAAAUUCGGCUCUCUGAAGAUCCAAUUUCUGGCUGCAGAGGACAUCGGGGUGUACAAGUGUGUCGCUGGACCCGCCUCAGACAUCUUCACCCUCCAGCUUAUAGGUAGUGACAGCAAAUCAACUGGCAGACUGUCUACUGCCAGUCCUCCCAAAUGGGAGGACAUGCUGCCGAGUUGCCAUAGGCACCACUCAGGCAUGGAGCUGAUAUGGCUUGGAGUUAGUGUGUCUUUGCUGCCCCCUGGUGUCCAGGAGGCCUUGCUGCAGCCACAGGUGGAGGAGAGACUGAUUAAUAUCACCCUGAAGGCUGAUAGAGGUGAGAUCCAACAGGAGCAGGCCUCACAACUCAUCUCCUCACUGCUGACCCACAUGUCUGCUGCCCAGCUCUGGACCAGAACUACAGGAAGCGAGCUAAAGCAAGCUAAAGACAGACUGCCCAACUGGUCAGAACGCUCUUCAUCGGAAACAUAUGCGAAUAGACCUGUAAUCAUCAGACAGCAGCGGACCCAUCCACUGGCUUUUCAGAAGAACAUCAACAUUAGCAUUGGACACAGCACCCUCCUUACCAAUACUACCCGAUCACUGACCAUACGCUGUCCUGCAGAAGGCUUCCCUCCUCCCAAAAUCAGCUGGACCAAAGAUGGAACUCUGUUGCGGCACACUGACAGGGUAUCCUGGGAUAGCUCCGGAGGACUCCAUAUCCUUCAGCCCAGAAUGUCUGACAGAGGCCAGUACAAGUGCACAGCUACCAACACACAUGGCUCAGACUCAGAGACAUCUCAGCUACUGGUGGCAGAGCCACCAGCCAUCGCAGUGUCAUGGAGGAAUGUUUCAGACCAUGGGCUGGUGUUAGGCCACAGCUUGAGGUCCACGGUUGGGGGACGAGUCAGUGUUCGUCUUGGCGCCAACCUCACUCUGGACUGCCCCGUUACUGGUGUUCCUCCGCCCACAGUGACUUGGAACAAAAAGAAUGGACCAUUAGGGGCCACUGCUGUUUCACUACCCUCUGGCUCACUGUGGAUCAGAAAUGUUUCUCUGCACAACCAAGGCCACUACUCAUGCACCGCCACUAGCGCCAUCGGAAAGUCCACUGCUUCUACUGUCCUGCAGGUCUCUGGUCAAUACCCUGCUGGGGGAAGCAGGGUAGUUCCAGUCUCACAAGAGCUGAACAGAAGAAGGGUCCUCAUGGCGUCACACCGUGGAACGAGUGUCUUUGUCAAGCCUGGAGACAUUCUACGUAUAGGGUGUCCAGUGCUCGCUGACCACAAACUUCCAGUGCUGUGGGACUACAACAACAUGACCCUAAAGGAGGUUUCAAUUCCAGAACAGACCCAAGGUCCUGGUCCGGGUCAAGGUCUACAGUACAGGAUGCUGGUGGGAGGUCGUGUCCUUGAGGUCAAUACACUCCAGGUUAAGUUCUCAGGCCGGUACCGAUGCCAGACCCUUAUCAACAGUACCAGACAAAUGCUGUCUGCCUGGAUAUACGCUCACAUUGAAGAGUUAAGCUGGCAUUUUGGAGAAUGGUCCACAUGCAGUGCUUCUUGUGGGAAUAGAGGAACUUGGCUGCGGAGGAUUCACUGUGUCAGUCUGGAUGGGAAGGUUGUUCAGCCCACCAUGUGUCAGCACAUACCAAUACCCAUCACUUCCCCAGUCACCUGCAACAGACAGGACUGCCCUCCCAGAUGGUUGGUAUCAGAGUGGUCGAAGUGUUCAGCCUCAUGUGGAGGUGGCUGGAAGAGGAGGCAGGUCUCCUGUCAGCAGUUGGAUGCCAGAGGUGCUGUGAGGACUCUGACAGCAGCCGCCUGUGAGAGGACGAGCCGGCCCACAGACUCCGAGCAGUGCACCGCCAAUAACUGUCCAACCUGGGUAACCAGUGCGUGGGGAAAGUGUUCAGGGAGGUGUCUGGGCCCCACUGCCACUAUACAGAAGAGAUCUGUCAUCUGCCAACAUGCCAAUGGCUCCUCGUACACAGACUGUGAUCUCAGAGACAGGCCUGCGUCUGUACGCAACUGUUCCUCUGACCUGUGUAAUGUCCAAUGGCGUCCCGGUGCGUGGCGGGCAUGCACUGUAGUCUGUGGGAGUGGCUUUCAGUCUCGCAGGGUGGACUGUGUACACCGCAGGAGUGGCAGGACUCUGGCCAACCAGCACUGUGCCUGGCUCCAGCAGCCCCCCACCUGGCAGCACUGCAACACCACCAGCUGUGGAAGUGAAUGCAAGGACACCACCCAGUACUGCAGUGUGGUGAAGAGACUGAAGCUGUGUUACCUGGAUAUGUACCAACAGAGAUGCUGUGGGUCCUGUUCACAAGAUCCAGACUCCACUUAGUGGCAGUGAGCAGUCAUAGAUACACUACAUUUUGUAAAACAGAUGGUCUACAUGAGACGAAUGACUGUGCAAAUACUGAAAAGACAUCAUCUAUGAAAGAACUGCACAUAUUUAAACUGGACAAGAUUCAGUCCAUUGUGUUCAUUUCUUUAAAGGAACCUAAACAGCUUGGAAAUAUGAAGGGGCUUUAUUUUUCUGAAUUUGGACCCAACCUCCUAAUAUAAGGACAAGUGUUCCCCAUGUGGAUCAAAUGGAGUUUUUGGACUCUCCUGCAAAAACUGAACAUUUAGUUUAAAGUGACAUUCAUUGAUUAUAUUAUUUUUUGGUGGCCCAACCACAUUUGUUGUACAGUACAUGUACCACUGCCCCUGUAAACAACCCUUAGACUGAGGUAUUGGUUUGACAGUAUUGUCCUUUAUGCCACUGCUGAUAUAAUUGAGGUUCAUCAAUUCAUCAGCUUCAUGAAAAGAGCUUAAAUUGUAUGCAGUCAUACACACACAUAUUUUAUUUAUUUAUUUGUGAAAUUGUUGUUUUUUGUUUUUAUAAAAUUUGUCAUAUAAAAUAUUAAAACAUAAUUCCGGUUUAUUACAACAAAGAGAGCUUGUAAACAGGGAGUACUGUCCAAACCACUUUACGUGGAGGUAAAAACUGAAAGUGACUGCACCCAUAAGGAUUGAAUAAUAUUAUUGGAUAUUGGUUAUCAUGAUAUCAAUGACGAAAACUGCACAAUAAGACCCAAAUAGUAUUUAAUCAAAACUACCAUUUAAUAUAUUCCUGACUUUCCGUACCAUUAAUGCGGUACAGUAUGUCACCUUGCUUUAAAGAGCUGCUAAACCUCAAGAUCCUUUCUGUAGGUUCCAGUGUCCCAUGUGUUUUAGUGUCUUCUGAUGCUGUUUCAAAGGCUUUUCCAUCCUGAUAAGUUUAAAUGUUUGGUAGACACACUGAAUUCUUGAAAAAUUUCCAAUUUAAAGAUAUUGACCCAAAAACAUCACCACAGAACCCACUAUUGGAGAGUUCAGUAGCUCAGAAUGUCGUGUCGGUCUUCAAAACCUCACAUCUGUUAAACAAACCUUAUCACCAGAUGGAAUGUUGAUACUGGACGAUUCAGCAAAACCCUGGAUUACGUUCAGUGCCAACACUGAACGUAAGGAUCUAUUUCUAUAUCUGUGUUUAUCAAUUACGUGAUGGCUAUGGAUGGAAAAAAGAUGAUGGUUAUGGAAAAUAAGCAAUGGUUAAAGGAUAAUUGUUAAAGCCUAUCCUUUAACCAUGGUUAAAGCAAUGGUUAAAGGAUAGGCCACUCUGAGAAAGGUUUAGUAAAGAUCAUGGUUACGUGAGGUUUCGGGUUAGGUAAAGAGUCUCCAUCGACUAGGCAGCCUGAAAGAUGGCGCUAAGGCACAGGUCAGCACACGUCACUCAAGACUUCCGUGUGGAAGAAAAAGAAUCCAGUAGACACUGGGACAUCUAAGGCAAACCUGACUGUGGUGGGGCAUCCUAGCCGCCACAGUUGGAGUUUGGGCAGAGUGGUGUGGUCAAGGGAUUAAAAGCCAGGACCAGAAAGAGAGUCCAAGACUCAAAGAUGCAAGGCUGAUCAAGGAGAUAGAAAGGUGUACCAAGGUGGGAUUGGCCAUCUAGACGAGGAUGGUAAGAAAAGGGGUAACCUGUUGGUAUGGGUUAGGGUCACAAUCUUCAAUCCUCUGCAGGAAAGUUAGAUGUGCUGCACACCAAUCCACCCCUCUAGCCUCCACAACCUUACUUUGCUACAUUAAAGGAUAGAAUGCUUCUUGCAUUGGCACUGAAGUGGCACAAAUCAUGUACUGCAGAAUCAUGUAUAAACAUAAUUCCUAGGGUUGCUUAAUUUACGAUAUCAAUGUCAGGUCAAAUAUAAAAACACAAUUUGGGAUCAAAAUCCUGACAGACCAUUCACUUGUGUGAAGGUGCUGGUUUGUGAUUGUAGUCAAAAUUCACUGAUGAGAAAAGAGCAGCUGCUCACAACAAAAGACUUCACGAGAACCCAAACUAGUUUUAGCAGUGAAGAAACAAGCUGCCCAUUCCUCUCAGAAGACCACGGUAAUGAACUACUAAUUCAGUUUUUAUAACUCCUUUAUUAUAUAUGGAGCUUCAGUUUUGAGAACAUGAAUUCAUAUUUACAUAUCCAUCAACGACACUAUUCUAAACCAUGACAAUACCGAAGCUUUUGUAAAAUAAUUUUGAUAUUACAUGUGAAGAACAGAGGACUCUACAGUCACUACCACAACACUGAUUUUGACUGACGGGUCUAUUCGCUUAUCAUACCAAUGUGCUGCAUUGUAAAAUGUCUUGUAUAUACUGUGUUCUCAGUGCAAUAUCUUAUAUUGAGUGUAUGUAGAUUGUGUGCGACUUUUAUUUUCUUACUUAUUGAUGGUUAAAAGGUGUCUUUUUAACUCCUGUUGAAGAUCUUAGAGCAUAAAGCACGAGUAUAUGUUGAUUCGGUGGUAUGUUUGCUGCCAUUCACCUGGUUUUAUUUGCAUGUGUAUAAAGUGAUAUCUCUGAUGUUUUAUAUCUCAUUUGUGAAAUUCCACACGCCAACAUGCAUUUGUCAUUGUUCCCCCAGGCUACUGAUGGCUAUACAGUGUAUCUGAUGUGGUAACAUUAUACUGUUUGUGGACUUGCAGCUGUACUGAGGGAAUAUAAUGUAGUACAACAAAUUAUUUAAGUGCUUUAGAUAACAUAGCAAAGGAAUAAAGACAGUGUGAUCACUUUAUAAA
Molecule: messenger RNA, 10102 nt
Organism: Anarrhichthys ocellatus (wolf-eel)
Lineage: Eukaryota; Metazoa; Chordata; Actinopteri; Perciformes; Anarhichadidae
Product: ADAMTS-like protein 3
Exons: 32
Coding region: 2055-7358 (1767 amino acids)
Biological process (GO): extracellular matrix organization
Cellular component (GO): extracellular matrix
Source: RefSeq, a predicted model, not a curated record